Molecule: messenger RNA, 6624 nt
Organism: Drosophila ficusphila
Lineage: Eukaryota; Metazoa; Arthropoda; Insecta; Diptera; Drosophilidae
Gene: Nup98-96
Product: nuclear pore complex protein Nup98-Nup96
Exons: 9
Coding region: 453-6335 (1960 amino acids)
Biological process (GO): protein import into nucleus; RNA export from nucleus; post-transcriptional tethering of RNA polymerase II gene DNA at nuclear periphery
Cellular component (GO): nuclear pore cytoplasmic filaments; nuclear pore
Molecular function (GO): structural constituent of nuclear pore
Source: RefSeq, a predicted model, not a curated record
AUAAACGGACACAAAUGAAUAGCAAAACUUGAGCCGUAUUCCUACCAUUUACUAUUUUUUUUACCAAAUUUUAAAUACACUAACCGGCUUCUUAAAUUAUUUGUGGUUUCGUAAUUGUCUGCAAUUUGCCCCACUUUUUGUUGCAGUGUAUUGUUCUCCCGCGACAACAUUCUCUGGCCACACUACCGGCUGCAUUUUUCUCGGACAUCGUGAAAAAAUCGGCGCGCCAUUUCUGUCCACCUUUUGCGUCCAACUCGCUGUGUUUUUGCAAAAUCGGGAGUGUUUGUUUGUCUUAUACCGAGAAGGGAGCCCGCCCCCAAUAAUCAUACACGGUCGCGCCAUUCCGCAGAUUAAGCAACCUGGUGAAAUCCGAAGCAUUGCUCAUUGCAAUAGCUUGCAGUUUGAAGGACAAAGGGGAUCUACGAAUUACCCAGACUGAGCAGUGAGGCAACAUGUUUGGAGGCUCGAAACCCGGCUUUGGAGCCACGCCAGCGGCCACCAGCUUUGGCGGUUUCAGCGGCACCACGACGGCCACUCCGUUUGGCCAGUCGGCUUUUGGCAAACCGGCGGCUCCGGCCUUUGGAAACACAUCCACCUUUGCCGCCCAGCCGGCGCAACAGUCACUCUUUGGUACCGCGGCCACGCCUGCGCAGCCCGCCGGAGGACUGUUUGGGGCUAAUACUUCCACUGCAUUCGGAAGCACCGCCACAACGCAGCCCACAGGUUUUGGAGCAUUUUCGCAGCCGCAGCAGACAUCGAACAUCUUUGGAUCCACCCAGACGGCCCAGAGCACCUCACUCUUUGGUCAAUCGACGUUGCCCGCCUUUGGAGCUGCAAAGCCAGCGAUGACAGCCUUUGGGCAAACGGCUGCUGCCCAACCAACUGGCUCGUUGUUCGGCCAACCAGCUGCCGCAACCAGCACAUCGGGAUUCGGAUCGUUUGGAACGACGGCGCCCGCAACUACCAGUGUUUUUGGAAGCGGCACAGCAUCGGCUUUUGCCCUACCGCAGUCCACCGCUGUGGGUACGGCAGGUGUUAAUACGGGCACUGCUGUGGUGAAGUACCAGCCCACUCUCGGCACCGAUACGCUGAUGAAGAGCGGCCAGCCGAACAGUGUUAACACCAAACAGCACUGUAUCACGGCGAUGAAGGAAUACGAGGGCAAAUCGUUGGAGGAGUUGCGCCUGGAAGACUACAUGUGCGGACGCAAGGGCCCGCAGGCGGGCAGUACAACUGGUGCCUUCGGAUUCGGAGCUCAGGUGGCCCAGCCUGCUCAGCCAGCGACCUCGGGAUUGUUCGGCAAUACUGCGCAGCCUAGUACAAGUCUGUUUGGCCAGGCGGUGACCGAGAACAAAAGCAUGUUCGGAACAACAGCCUUUGGACAGCAACCGGCGACUAACAGCGCAUUCGCACCGGCCCAGCAGAAUAACUUUUUGCAGAAGCCUUUCGGGGCUGCCACCACUACGCCAUUUGCCGCCCCGGCUGCUGACGCUUCCAAUCCAUUCGGAGCGAAGCCCGCCUUCGGACAGACAGGAAGUUUAUUUGGACAGGCACCGGCGACCAGUGCCGCUCCUGCUUUUGGGCAGACAAACACCGGAUUCGGGGGAUUCGGCACCACUGCGGGAGCAACUCCUCAGACCUCACUAUUCGGAGCUACACCCGCCGCCGAUCCAAAUAAGUCAGCCUUUGGAUUGGGCACAGCCGCACCGGCUGCCACCACUGGCUUUGGAUUCGGCGCUCCGGCCACGAGCACCGCAGGUGGGGGUCUCUUUGGAAGCAAGCCUGCCACAAGCUUCUCUGCCCCAGCUUUUGGAGCCACCUCCACGGCCAGCACCCCGUUCACAGGCUUUGGUUUAAAUACCAGCACAGCAGGCACGGGCGGAGGACUCUUCAAUUCCGGUCUUAACAAGCCAGCGACCUCGGGAUUCGGAGGGUUUGGAACCACCGCCGCAGCACCGCUUAAUUUUAACGCAGGCAAUACUGGUGGAUCGCUUUUCGGAAACACGGCCAAGCCGGCAGGAGGUCUAUUCGGCGGAGGAACCUCGACCUUGGGUGGCACAGGAGCUGCCCCAACGGGAGGACUAUUUGGUGGCGGAACUGGCGGUUUCGGUGGCGUUGGCGGUUCUCUGGGCGGCGGCUUUGGUGGUGUGGGCACGAAUAACUCGUUAACCGGAGGUCUUAUGGGUGCUCAACCCACCGUGGGUAUUAUGACGCCCUCGCACCAGCCAAUACAUCAACAAAUUCUGGCCAGGGUCACUUCACCCUACGGAGACUCUCCCAUUUUCAAAGACCUAAAGCACAGCGACGAGGCUGAUGCCACCAGGGCCACAAAUCCAGCUGCCCAGCAAGCGGUGUUAGACAUGAGCAGCAAUCAGUACAAAAUUGCCACCAAAAACAGUCCGGCGCCAGUGAAGGUAAAAGCUUUGGGCAGCACCCUUAACAGGAAAUCUUUGUUCGACGGUCUCGAGGAGUUCGAUGCGACGGUUGAGGGCUUUAAUCUCAAGCCCAAUGCUAAGCGUUUGGUAAUCAAGCCCAAAGUAAAGAAUGUAGAGAUCGGGAAUCCCUCCAAUUCGAUUGGCAGUGCGCCCAAUACUCCCCAAACUCGCCCCAAAGUGACAACGCCAAACAAAGAACGCGAAUCAUUCGGCGGAGUCAUUCCCAGUGAGCCACCACCAGUAGGAAACUCGCCUGGAGCCACAAACGGACGCGAGAGCCAGGACGGCAGUCGCCGCGAGUCAUGGCUGCAUCCGAACAACCUGGAAAAGGUGCGACAGCAUAACAUUCAGACCGGAAUGGACCAGGGAUCACCGCACAAUAGCACACUCAACGAGCUGGUGCCACGCAAACCGUUGGAUACUUAUCGUCCUUCGUCGACCGUUCGGCUCUCGGUGUCCACCAUCCCGGAAAAUCCGUUCGAAGAUCAGGCUAGUGCCAUUGCCCGUCGGGACACUUUCACCUCGGAGCAGGCUAACGAGAGCGUCCUAUCGACCAGGUCGCAUGAAGCGGAAGACACCACGGCCAAUCGUUCGCGUCUGGCCAUCGAGGCAGCUACUGCAGAUGCUGCGGACUACGAGGCCCAUCCCACUGGCAUUGUGUUGCGACGAGUCGGCUAUUACACUAUUCCAUCGCUGGACGACCUGCGAUCGUAUUUAGCAGAGGACGGUUCCUGUGUGGUGCCCAACUUCACGGUGGGUCGAGAAGGCUACGGAAAUGUUUUCUUUGGUAAAGAGAUGGAUGUAGCUGGGCUGAACCUCGACGAAAUCGUGCACUUCCGUAACAAGGAGAUUAUCAUUUACCCCGACGACGACAACAAGCCGUCCAUUGGGCAUGGCCUAAAUCGAGAUGCACAGGUCACUUUGGACCAGGUUUGGCCAUUGGACAAGACCAAGCACGAGGCCAUCAAGGAACCACAGCGUUUGCUGGAGAUGGACUGGGAGGGCAAGCUGCGCCGAGUGUGCGACAAAAACGAUACGCGCUUUAUAGAGUAUCGUCCGGAAACGGGCAGCUGGGUCUUCCGCGUUAAGCAUUUCUCUAAAUACGGGCUGGGCGAUAGCGAUGAAGAGGACGAGGUGCCCACCGAUCCAAAGAAGGCAAAAAUGACUGCACUUGAAGCCCAGCAGAAGGCAAACGCGGAAAAGAUGACCCUGAACUCGCUAAGGCAGGCGCAGAAAAUUUCGGAAGACGCUGCCCGUAUUCUGGAUCCAAAGUCAUUGGUCACUGGAGUGGCCGGAGGAUUUCGGCCAAUGGACGACACCGCCGAGUUUCUAAUGAUGGACAAAACUCAAUUUUUCCAAGCCGGCGCUAACUCGGAUUUCUCCAUGUUUGAUGCUCCGCGUCAUCCGCGACCAUCUAUCAUGAGUCCCACGGCUGCUUUAGCCCAAGAUAUGGUGGGCAAUGAGCCGCACAAAAUGCAGCUGAUGAAAUCGUCGUUUUUCGUCGACGACAAUGGCACCGAGGAUGAGCCCAUGGAGCAAAUUGGCCGUCAUCAACGUAACCGUAGGUUCUUCAACAUUGAACCCCUUGCAUGGAAGGAUGGCGCCUCCGAGAGUUCCAGUCAAUACGAUUUUGGACACCCAUCGCCCGCAUUGCCCGUUUCUUCAUCUGUUUCUGAGGCCAGCCUGAUGGGUGAUGCGCAUUACGAUGAGACUUCUUCAAUGGCAACUGGAAGCAUUGUGGCAGCUGCAAAGGAAAAGAAGGCGGAGCCGAUUGUUGCCAAAGUCUUCAAGUUUGUGUGCAAGCCCAAAGUAGCUCCGGUUAAAUUGCAUGCGACCACAGUUCCCUUGCCGCGCUCUAUUGCCCAUGAAAUGCGCCAUAAGUGGAUUGCCGAUCUGGGAUUCUACAAGGGACGCAGCUUCAAGCUCAGCUUUGGUCCGCAGAACUCUUUGGUGCUGCCCAACACCUUCAACAACAUGCGCAAUCUAAAAGAAUUUACUGGACCAUCCCUACCCGCCUCCAUGGUCUUUGCACCCCGCUUGGCCACCGAUAUGUCGCCCAGUGUAAUGCAGGUGGUGCAGUUCAACAUGGUCAAAGGAAACGAGGGCAUUCGCGAGAGCAUCCUUCCCCAUCUCGAGGUUCAGUUAAACGACUGUCUGUCAGUGAACGUGGAGGGCAGUGAGUGCCCGUGGAUUCAGCCCGAUAGCGGAACAAAGCUGGUGUCCAAACACUUUUCCGAGUCGCUGAAACAGCGGAAUGCAGGCCUGAAAGAAGAUUACGCAGUGUCUGUGUGGUCGCUUCUGUUCGCACUUUGGGGCGAUCACGAUGAGCUAGUGGAUCUCGAGAAGAACUCACACUACAUGGUCAUGUGCCGGCGCAACCUGCUCUCCGAGUGGCUGGAGAACACGCUGAUGGGCAAGGAUCUGCUCUCCAAAAAGGUUAGCAGUCACAGCUACCUGGAUCACAUGCUGGAGCUGCUCAGCUGUCAUCGGGUGAACGAGGCUUGCGAGUUGGCCAUCAACUAUGAUGAUGCCAACCUGGCUCUCGUGCUGGCUCAACUGAGUUCUGGCGCAGUCUUCCGGCUGCUUAUGGAGGAGCAGCUUUAUGCCUGGCAAAAGAGCAAGUCGGACAAGUACAUCGAUAUUGAACGUCUCAAGAUGUACAUGCUGGCCGCCGGAGUGCCCAUGAUGCAGUCCUCACAGGGCGCUAUCAAUCUGCUAGAGGAUAACAACUGGCUGACAGUACUGGCCAUGCAACUUUGGUACUUUACGGCACCCACUUCGACCAUUACGGAUGCUCUCAAUGCCUAUAACAAUGCCUUCCAAGCGGAAGAGUGCUAUGCAGAACCACCGACGCCUAGCUACAAGGGCGCACCCACCCAUACCAAGAAACCCGUCUAUGACCUGCGUUACCAUUUGCUUCAGCUUUACUCCAAGCGAACGCAUUCUCUGGAAGAAACCCUCAAUCCAAUCACCCACACCUCCGAUCCCAUGGAUUUCCGCCUGAGCUGGCUUCUAUUGCAAACUCUGCGAGCUCUGGGCUACCGCCACUGUUCGCCUUUGACGGAGGCUCGGCUUUCCGUGGAUUUCGCUAGCCAGCUGGAAAAUGAGGGUUACUGGCACUGGAGCAUCUUCGUGCUGUUGCACAUUCAGCGGCGCCCGCAGAGAGAACGAGCGGUGCAGCAGAUGCUGCAGCGGAAUGUAAGCGUGUCGGCCAAGGUGCUUUUAAAUGCGGAGGAGCGCUUUGUUGUCGAGGAGUUGGGUGUUCCCAUGUCGUGGGUUGACUAUGCUAAGGCGGUGAAGGCAGGUGCCGCCGGGAAGCAUCACCUUCAGGCAAAGUACCUGCUGAAGGCCAAGCACUUUGCAACGGCGCAUGAAGUUAUCUUCCAACACAUUGCACCCGAUGCUAUUAUCAAUGGAAAAAUGGAAUACCUGCACAGCCUGCUUAUUCAGUUCGAGGACACCGAAGGCAGCAGCAUCCGAGUGCCCAACUGGGCUAACCAGGGCCAGAUCUUCCUCGAUUUUAUCGACAUCAGUGCCAAGUUCAAGCAGAUCCGUAAUGUGACCAACCUGGCAGACAUCAAUGCGCGCUGGGAAAACCUAAAGCCACAGCUAAGCGAACUCUGCUCCCGCAUCAGUCUGCUCCCAUGUCCCACCUCGAAGCAUCGGCUGUGCCAGAGCGAGAUCUCGCAGAGCCUCAGUUGUCUGGUGCACGGAAUGUGCAUUGUUUGUCCCGAAAUGGAGCCAUCGUCAGUGCUGAAGGUGGCGCUGGAGCGACUGCCGCUGCCGCAGGAAUUCUCCUCCAAGGAGCUGCGCAUCUUGCUGGAAGAGCUGCUGGAGAAGAUCGAGAACGAGCCGCCGUUCAGCGAGAAGGAGCAGCAGCCCGUCAUGAUGGAGACAUAGGCACAGUAAAAUACUAAAAGCAUGAAAAUUUGAUGUUUAGUUUAGGUUGAAAUUAAUAUAGGUAUAAUCAAUUGAUUAGCAUCUCCCUCGCAAACGAAAGGAAACCAGUUGUAGGAUAGGUUCGAGUAUGUCAUCAUAAAUUUCUUGAUUGCGUCAUAGUUAGAAACGUUUCGUCAGAAAAGACCAUGCCAGAGGAACUAUAUUUUUGUUAAUUUGUUUACUUGAUUCCUUUUUGAUAUCUUAGCAUAAGUGUACCGAAAGAAUAAUAAAACUAUGUUUUUAACAACAA